CAGUCCCAAUGUUGACAGUAUAAGGUGUACCCAGGAAAUUUAUAGAGACAUGGUUCUCUCCUUUAUCCUUGUUCAGAACCGACAAGGGAAGACCCGGUUGGCCAAGUGGUACGCGCCGUAUACAGAUGAUGAGAAAGUGAGACUCAAGGGCGAGGUUCACCGCCUCAUCGCACCCCGCGACCAAAAGUACCAAUCUAAUUUCGUCGAAUUCCGACGAAGCACAAAAAUCGUCUACCGCCGUUACGCAGGCCUCUUUUUCUGCGCAUGUGUUGACGCAAAUGACAAUGAGUUAGCGUAUUUAGAGGCUAUUCACUUCUUCGUUGAGGUCCUAGAUCAAUUCUUUGGGAACGUGUGCGAGUUGGAUUUGGUGUUCAAUUUCUACAAGGUCUAUGCAAUUCUUGAUGAGGUCUUUCUUGCGGGCGAGAUCGAAGAGACAAGUAAACAAGUUGUUCUGACGAGAUUGGAGCACUUGGACAAACUCGAGUGAUAUAUGAUACCCAACGAACGCCAUAUACAUCUACGGGACUUGUAAUGGGCUUCAAUUGAUGCACUGAAUUCCCGCGAGACAUGAUGAUGGGCUUAUAACCACUGUUUGACACAAUAAGUGGCUUUACAAUGCGCCAGUGACAUAGCAAAUUUCUAGGAAUGAGUGGCCUCACGCCAAUAUCACCUGACGCAAUCUGAAAUUUUGCUUUCGAGCUUCAUCUUGGCCGUUUGCAGUUUUGGCUAUGGGCUAUGGUGUGGUGGCUUCCCUGCAUGAAUGUAUCAGAUGCACGACUGCGACAAUCAUACAGGAUCCACCCUGGCAAUGGUUAUUUCGUCUCGAAGGGCGGAUGGGAUGUUAUGUGCGCAUGGCUUUGACUCUCGCUUAGGCCUGUGCAACUGCGAUUUCAGCAAACACGUAAAAUUCUGAUCUCAGCUUAUUAAAUAUGAAAAUCUUGCGACGUAGGAUGAUAGUCCAAUGAGAAACUAGUAAAUAGUAGCC
Coccidioides posadasii C735 delta SOWgp is the source of this 985-nucleotide messenger RNA. It is a transcript of the gene APS2, whose product is annotated as AP-2 complex subunit sigma. Gene Ontology annotation, biological process: clathrin-dependent endocytosis; protein transport. NCBI's taxonomy places the organism in Eukaryota, Fungi, Ascomycota, Eurotiomycetes, Onygenales, Onygenaceae. The record is from RefSeq and is a predicted model, not a curated record. Gene Ontology annotation, cellular component: intracellular membrane-bounded organelle; AP-2 adaptor complex. Gene Ontology annotation, molecular function: clathrin-cargo adaptor activity.